Messenger RNA from Drosophila takahashii, 1702 nucleotides. RefSeq lists its product as uncharacterized. Lineage: Eukaryota; Metazoa; Arthropoda; Insecta; Diptera; Drosophilidae. The record is from RefSeq and is a predicted model, not a curated record.
GAUGGGCUUUGGGUGGUGCAGGGAAACUAAUAGUAUUAAUUAAAAUCAUUGAACAGGCCGAGUCUGGCGAAUAAAUUAUAAUAAGUGACAGUGCGAGCGAUAAAUUGAACGCUGCAAAAAUAAUGCCGAACAUUGUCGCACUAAAGCUGAGCGCCAGCUUUCCAAUUCCGGCGGGUCAACGGGUUCACGAGGAUGGAAGGAAUAUCCUGGUGCUGGACCAAUUGGCGUUGCAGCAACAAAUCAGUGCGAAUUUCAUUUUCCAUGCGAUUUCCAACUACAAGAAGACGCCGUCCGAGCGAAAAACACUCGAAUUCAUUGCCAAAAAAUGGCUGCAGAUCCAGAUGCUGUGGCGCGAGUUCCGGCUGAGGGAUAAGCAAAUACGGCGGCAUGGCCACAAGGAUGCCCACUUUCUGGAGCACGGCUACUUCCAGCAGGAGCUGUUCGAGCUGGUCCAAGAGAAAUAUACAGCUGCCCGCGGAUGCCUGAGUCGUGACAAAAGGAAUCUGCUCACUGGUCAGCCGUAGUGUUUAUUCAGUCGACGACGACAAGAAGGCGGCGGAAGGCCCCUGAAUAAAAGCAAAAAAGGAGAAGCCGGCAGGAAAAAGGAUACGGGGAUGUGUGAAAACUUAUUCCCCUGAAAAACACCAAUUCUCGUAUGUGGUGUGGCCUGCACUGAGUCAACAGUUCGAUUCUCAGAUGAUAUCCGUCAACAGCGAUUCCAUUUCCAUUCCCAAUAUCAUUCGGAAUCCGAAUACCAAUCCAAUGGGCAAUCAAUCUGAACGGACUGGAACGGCAUCUAUAUGCCCAAUGAUUGAUUGCACUCGGCGAAUGCUUAUCACAAUUAUUAUGAUAUGCCAAAAGGUUAUACAAGUCACGCUGAUGACAAAGGCAUUUCUAUUUAUUCAGAGUAAUAAAAAUAAGGAAGAAAAAAGUGUCUGAAAUUCUUUAAGUGCAAAUAUCGGUCACCUUGAAAUUUAAAUAAAAUACCCAUUAAACUUUCGGACUUAAAUCGGUAUUAAUCAGAUACACUUACUAAAAAUAUGACCAAUUCUCUGGGGAAUUCCUAUUUGACCGUCCAAAAACACUCGAACGAUUAAAUCAGCGAUAAGAUAAAUAUAAACUUGGGAAUUCCGUUUUUAAUAGGGGGGAAAUGCCUUCUCCAACUACGUAGACUUCGCACAGCUGUCUGCGAGCGUAAACUUAAUUAACUGCCCCGGCAAUUAUCUUGUUUUUGGUCAGUUUUCUUUGAAACAAAGAAAAUAAAGGAAACAAAGGGAAAAUCAAUUUUCUUAACCAAAUAAAGCGCUAAACAGCUAAUAAAAAUUGGCCACACACAAAAACCAACUAAUUCGAUAAUUUGCUUUAGAUGCCCAAGUGAAAGAGCAAAAAAGCCUUUGGCAUUCGGGCUUUGAGCCCAGUUGUAUCUGUAUCUGUAUCGCUUUGGCCAUGGCCAUCGGCUUGUGUCUAAUUUAGCGCGAUUAAGGGAGCCGGGAAAAAACAGCGAAACAAAAUCGAGGGCAGGCCACUAAACUGAAUUAAGACCGCAAAUUUAUGGGCGCCGGCUGCUGGCAAUAUCCAGAAUAUCCCCAAUACCAAACCCAAGGUGCCGCCCAAAGGGAACCCCAUGUUGACAAGAAUACUGUCCUUUCGGAGGGAUAUCGGCAGAUGUUUGUUGUGGAGAGAGCAGCCCGAUUGCUUCAGA